Molecule: messenger RNA, 3879 nt
Organism: Lichtheimia ornata
Lineage: Eukaryota; Fungi; Mucoromycota; Mucoromycetes; Mucorales; Lichtheimiaceae
Exons: 11
Coding region: 1-3879 (1292 amino acids)
Biological process (GO): peptidyl-threonine phosphorylation; peptidyl-serine phosphorylation
Molecular function (GO): protein serine/threonine/tyrosine kinase activity; ATP binding; protein serine/threonine kinase activity
Source: RefSeq, a predicted model, not a curated record
AUGUCAUCGUCGACUACUGUUUCUGGCCAUUACAUUGCCGAGCCGUGGAUAGAGAAGCAACAAGGACAUGUCAUUCAUCGUCACCACCAACAACACGAUCCGCCACUACAUCAAUCAAUUAUUAGCAGCAGUGAUAGAAGAGGAGGAGUCAAAAUGCUAGGGGAUGGUCGCUACACAAAAUCGACUGCCAGUAGCAGAUCACGAGCACGACCCACUGGUGCUGAUGAGACUCAGCUCAAUACACGCAAGAGCAUCAAGGAAUUGAGACAAAGUAUCCAGAAUGAUGCUGGCAUGAGUAGGGAUGGUAUCUUUGAAGCCUUUGCUCAAGUCGACAAUGAUGAUCCUAUUCCAUCAACAACAACAGCAGCAUCUGUAAAGUCAUCUAUAACACCCAUACAACGUCGCAAAAGUACCAAUACCACCAAUGCAACAAAUACCAGCAGCAUCCCUGCCAACUCUUUGAAUCUCAGGAUACGUCGUAGAUCAACCAAAGCAGCCACCACGGAUGAAUCAUCAUCAUCAUCACCAAGGAUACGUGCCAUGGCAACUACAACAGGCAAUAGCAACAAUCCUGAAUCACCUCGUGUGCGCGCUUUACAAACGAAAAAGUCAACUGAGAGCAUCAACAGCAGCCGUCGUCGUACGUCAACAGCAGCAGCAGCAGCAUCAGCAGCAUCAUCACCUCGAGCUCAGCCAAUAGCAACAAGUGGUGGUGGUGGUGGCACCAACACACGCUUUGUAUCAUCCUCCGCAAGGAAGCUCGGACAUGGAACCGAAGAAGCCGAUGCAAACAAAACAACCAGACGCUUGGCUGCAACAAGUGACACAGACGUCAAAGCAUGCGGCUCUUCAUCGGAUGCAUUUCGGUUGGCCGAUCAUUUACGGGAUUCUCUUGUCGUGGAACGUCGACUUGCACGACAAGAAUUCGGCUUACAUUCCGAAAAAGGAGGAUCACAUGCUGCCACCACUCAUGGGAUGGAUGCAAGGAAGCCAACUUUGGAUGCAGCCAUCACCACAAGACGUGCUUCUACCACAAAGGCAGCAUCAUCCAAUAAUCGUGCAGAAGUGAUCACUGAUGUCAAACGUCGACUGAGUUUGGGAAAAGAACGCAUACGUGAUUUGGAAAAGAAUGUGGUGGGAUCACCAAAAUCAGCUGCUGUGGCAUCAAGAGCUGAGCCUAGACGCCGCACACUUUCGAGUGGAUCUAUUCUACGCACAGCUCUCAAGGAUGAGCACGGACGUAGAAAAUCAACUACAUCAGCUGCACGUCUCAAUACGCCAACAUCACCAGCAGCAGCGGCUACUCGUGGAGGAGAUGACAAUACACGUGAAGAAUCUUUGGUCAUGCUUGCUACAAAGCGACGUUCUGUUAUUGCCAAUAGUAGAACAAGUAGUGCUGCAUCACGACGACAAGAAACACCUGCAGAAGAUAAUAAACCACGACGACGCAUGAGUCGUGGCACACCAGCAACAAGUGAAGCAACCAAUUCAACGCGUACUCGGAAGAAAUCAAUUGUGGCUAUGGAUGAUUCAAAUCUUGGUGUGCGUCGUGCAAGGAGAAUGUCUCGUACAGAAUCAUUAAAAGAAGGUGUGCCCACUGAUCCUUCUCUCAAUGCUGCUCUUGCAUGGCGAACCAAAACGCAGGCUGAUCAAGAAUCAUUUAUCGCUCGGCGUCAGGCAACAAGGAAACCAAUUGCCUCUAGUAAUGGAUCAACAACAACAACAGGUCGACGACGUGGCAAGACAUUACCUGGUAAUCUUGCUAGUCCACCUCCUAUACAUACAUUGAACUUGCCACCUAUGAAAAUGGAGCCGAUUCAUGUCAACAUGCCGAAGCUUACUACUGGUACGACACCCAUUGCCACAACAAGAGCAUCUGCAUCAAGGUCAUCACAACGUAGCACAACUACUCCCAAUGACAACAGCGGUGAGGAAGAUGCAACCAACAAGGAGAAUGCCACAACGACAACGACGAGAAAGAGUCAUUUGGGGAUAUCCAACGAACGUCGUUCAUCCAUCAAGACACCACGUAUUGCACCAUCAUCUCCCAGAGAAGCUGCCACUGCAACGAACAACAAUGCUGGUAUCUCAUCUGCCGCCGCAUCCCCACGUGCACGACCUCUCAAUACAAGACGUCCUAGCGCUACAAAUACACGCAAGUUAUCGCUCACAAGCAACAAGAGCUAUGGUGAUGAUGUGUCUCCUUCGUUGGGUCCUGCUCGAACAAGGAAAAUUAGUACCAACAGCAUAGGUGGUACUGUGGCACCGUCUACAACACGAGCAACAUCAUUGUAUGGUACAAGUGGACCAAGUAGUCGAAAGAGUUCAGUGACAUCCAGCACGAUGGAAUAUGAAUCAGUGGUUGACAAGGAAGUUGGCAUCCAACGACAUCGUGCAAUGAGUCUUCAAGAACGUCUUCAAGCCAUGGUACGACAACAUACCGAGAAUGCAGCCAUCAAAGACAGCUAUGCAUCGGACAUGCAAUAUUCAAUGAUACGUACUGAACGUCGACCCUCUGCAUUACGAGCUCAACAACAACAACACGACAUGAUGGAUGACACGGCAACUACUACUACACCAUCAUCCCCUGGCAGUGACCCUUAUGCGUGGGAUUUAUCAAGUAGUGGAUUACGUGCUCCAAAGAGCCCUACAACGGCCAUCAAGUGCUAUUCCAAAUAUUUGUCCUUGUAUGAACGCAUGGAAAUCCAACAAUAUGGUGAAGUUUAUUUUGUCGGCCAUCAUGCACAUAAGAACCCAGCGACCCCAGAGCACCCAGAGCAAAAUUAUGGAUACGAUGAUGAGCGAGGUGAUUACAACAUUGUGCUACAGGAUCAUUUGGCGUAUCGAUACGAAGUCAUUGAUGUAUUGGGUCGUGGAUCAUUUGGUCAAGUGGUGAAAUGCUUCGACCAUAAGACGGGUGAUACGAUGGCUAUCAAGUUGAUCCGCAACAAAAAGCGUUUCCAUGCUCAGGCACAGACCGAAAUCAAGAUUCUUCAAAACCUCGUUGAUUGGGAUCCUGAGGAUCAACAUCAUAACGUGCGCAUGACCGACUACUUUGUUUUCCGAAAUCAUCUUUGUAUUGCUUGCGAAUGUUUGAGUAUCAAUCUCUACGAGUUCAUCAAAGCCAACAAUUAUAAAGGCUUCAACCUGAGUCUGAUCAAGAGAUUCACUGUACAAAUAUUGCAGUCUCUAUGUCUUUUAUACGAGCAUGGUGUUAUUCAUUGUGAUCUUAAACCAGAAAAUAUCCUUCUCAAGCAUCCAUCAAGGAGCACGAUCAAGGUCAUUGACUUUGGUAGCAGUUGCUUGGAAACGGAUCGAGUAUACACAUAUAUCCAAAGCCGAUUCUACCGAUCACCCGAAGUCAUUCUAGGCAUGUCGUACAAUAUGGCUAUCGACAUGUGGAGUCUCGGAUGCAUUCUCGCCGAGUUAUGCACUGGUCUACCCAUCUUCCCAGGAGAAAAUGAACAUGAACAACUGGCAUGCAUCAUGGAAAUAUUGGGAGUGCCUAGCCGAUAUCUCAUUGAGCAAAGCUCACGCCGAAAGUUAUUCUUUGAUUCAAGCGGCAAUCCUCGCAUUAUACCCAAUUCAAGAGGCAAGAAACGACGACCAGGCACAAAAACACUGGCACAAGUUUUACGUUGUACAGACCCACGCUUUUUGGAUUUCGUUGAACGAUGUUUGCAAUGGGAUCCCGAGAGACGCAUGACACCUGAUCAAGCUUUGUGCCAUGACUGGAUACUUCACAGCUCUCGACAUAGCAAUGGUCACAAGUAUACGACACCUGUCGCGGUAUGUAAUACUCCUGGUGCUAGCGGAUCCACUAUGCACGAUGAGGAAGCUACCAACCAUCACCAUCUUGCUGCAGUAGAGCAAUUCUAG